GAUUCGCGCCCCCGCCCCCCGCAAUUCCUUUCCUUGCUUUGCUUCCCCACCACCUGUUCGGCGAAACGCUGCAGCCGCGAAAAAUAAAAUCAAAACUCGCUUGCUGUUUCCUUGUCUGCUCUGCUUCCGCGGUUGUGUGGUUUAUUCGAUGCGGCGCUUCUCGUCCGCUGACGGAGAGAACAGAGCUCCUGCUUGAUUGGAGCCGCGGCUGCUUGUUCCUGCUGUAGCCUGUAGGCGUCCUCCUGGUCCUUGCUCCUGACUCCUGAGCAAGGGCCUUUGCUGCACAUCUUUUCAAUUAACUUGGUAGUCUACAAGUGAUGGACCUGUCAACAGAGAGGUAGAAAAGUAAUAAGCUGGAUCAAAGGUUAUGGCGUCUCUUACUCCAGGGAUACUAUUAAAGGUUCUAAAAAAUAUUAACUCCGAUGUGAAAGUAUGUGGAGAAUACCGGUCCAUUCUUCUCCAAGUUAUUAGCAUAGUCCCUGCAAUUACUGGCUCAGAACUUUGGCCGGACCAUGGUUUCUUCAUCAAAGUUUCAGAUUCGUCGCACUCGACGUAUGUUUCUUUGUCUAAGGAGGACAACGAACUCAUCUUAUCAAACAAACUACAACUUGGACAGUUUAUAUAUGUUGAAAAGGUUCAGUCAAGUAUCCCUGUUCCAGUUCUUGUUGGGGUCCGACCAGUUCCUGGAAGGAACCCUUGCAUUGGAAACCCAAAGGAUCUGAUGCAAAUGUCAACUCCCUCUGGGGUCAUGGAAGCACUGGAUCAUCAACGGAAGACUUCCAAGUCAGCUGAUCUGUCUGAAAGUGAAAAGGAAAAUUUGCAGAGGAAGGUAGUUAUCAAAGAGCAGAAGUCAGUUGUUGCUUCCCGAUACAUGCUUGGAGUAUCAAGCAACAAUGGGAAAAUUACAAAUCUAAACUCUAGCAUUGAUAGUGACAAAAGUAAUGGAGGAAGUAGCGUAUGUGAAUCAAAUCAAAAAUCAGUUGCCCCGAAAGUCAGACAGGAGGCCAAACCUAAGGAACGGCCAAAUAAUACAUCUCCUAGCAAUGCUAAGUUAGUUUCCACAAAACAAGAAAUUAACAAGGACGCACACAAGAAUAGUGGCACUUCACCUAGUUCCAAUGGUUCUGCUGUAGUGAAGAAGCAAAUGCCAAAGGAGAGCAAAAAGGAAUCUGCAACCGAAAGAAGAUCACCACCAAAGCUUUAUAGGAGUUCACCAACACCAGUGAGGACUUCACCAACAAAUCUCAGUUCGCCAGCAAAGCAGAAUGGAAACUCUGGUCCAGUUCCUUCAGUAUCUAGUGUUAAACGAAGAGUUACAGAAGCUAUCUCCUGGGACUCCCUCCCAACAAGCCUAAUCAAAUCAGGAAAGGCUGUUGUCAGGAGGAAGAAUAUUGCUCUUAUUGUAGCAGCUGAGGCUCAAAGGGAGGCUGCAGCAGCUGCAUAUCUUGUAAAAGGCCUUGGUAUUUUUGCUGAGAUAAGGGAAUCUUCUGAAGUGGAUCCACAUGCUGCAAUUACCAAGUUCUUUCAGCUACACCGGCUUAUAGUUCAGCAAAGUGCUGUCUGGAAAGCUUACUCCCCAGAGCCUGGCAAAGAAUCUCGGUCAGAGAAGGAGAAACCAUUAAGAAAAGUUUCUGCCUCUCAGAAUAAAGCUGCUCUAUGCAACACAACAAAGAAUUCCGAAGAUGCUCGGACAAGUGAAAAGAUGGAAUGGGCCCAAGAUGAUGGCUUCAAGGAGAUCUGCAGGUCAUGGGUUGCUCUGAAAAAGGAAUCGCAGUCAUGGUUCCUGAGCUUCCUGGAGGAUGCCCUUGAAUCAGGAUUCAAGUUUGAGGAUCAAACCAAGAACACCAGGGAGCGCUUGCGAGGACAAUCCAAGGGUGGGGAUGGGAGGAUCGCCGUCCGGCUGUCGCAGCUCAAGGAAACAAGCAACUGGCUCGAUCAGUUGCAGGACGAGGCCGUUAAUCCGGAGAAUGGUUUAGUCGAAACCAUUGAGCAGCUGAAGCAGAAGGUGUACAAGUGCUUGCUCGGAACAGUUGAAACCGCGGCAUCCGCACUGGAAGGAAGGUAGCACACGAGAGAAAUGACCACACCAGUGAAGAAGGGCGAUUAAGUUAUUGCAGUUAUACAACAUCACGUAGGCGGUGAAGAACCGAAGAUGAUGGAGAGGUGUAAAUAGCCGGGUUGCUGAUUUUAAGUUAUGAAUUAAUUAAUUUUUUCGGCAUUUUCCCUAAUGUUGCGUACGUGUGAAAUGGCGAAUUAUUGGCGAUUGAUGCCUCGAUCUUCAAAAUACUGUGUGUUCAUCACAAAUGGUUGAAUCUUUUUACAUUUUGCA
Molecule: messenger RNA, 2329 nt
Organism: Setaria italica (foxtail millet)
Lineage: Eukaryota; Viridiplantae; Streptophyta; Magnoliopsida; Poales; Poaceae
Exons: 6
Coding region: 368-2065 (565 amino acids)
Source: RefSeq, a predicted model, not a curated record